AUGAGCAUCGCGACGAGCUCGGCCGGCAAGAGCCUGUACUCCGGGCCGCCGACCAUGGCUCCACCGGGCAAGCUGUACGACCAAGAGGUCGGAGGCAACGGGGAACAGCAGCUGAGGCAGCGGCGCACCAGCGGUGCUGCUAGCCCCAGCGACCUCGGCGGUGCCGCUAGCCCCCUCGAGUUAUCCGGUGUGGCCAGCCCAGCUUCCGGUAGCCCCGCGGACCCAGGAGUUAGUGCUAGCCCGGCGCCCCUUCGCGGUAUCCCCAUCACCUCGCCAGCGCAUGAACAGCAGGAAGAGAAAGUCGUGGUGGCGCUGGCGUCGGCGGAGAUGCGCAGACGCGUGUUCGAGACGUGCAUCUUCGUCUUAUCGGCCGCCAUCAUCCUGGUCUUCAUCGGAAUGCUGCUCUUUGUGCUCGCCUUCAACGAGGAGAUCACCAAGGUGAUCGAGAAGACCAUAGAUAUAAAGCCGAAACUGAGGGACCUCUACUGCAACACCAAGCUCUGCAAGUCCUUCACGCGCGAGGUGAUCUCGUACAUGAACUUCAGCCGGGACCCGUGCAACGAGUUCUACGAGUACGUCUGCGAAGGGUACCUGCAGGAGGCACUCACCGACCGCUUCAAGUGGACCGCACCGGGCUUGGACAACGCGCGCUUAAGCAAGGUGGUCGAUGGCAUCUACCACCGCAACGUCUCUGACGGGCCCGACCUGUUUUACUAUGUCGGUUGGGAGCGGAGGUUCAUGCCGGAGAAUCUGUGGGAACUGGCUUCGCCCCUGUACGAUCGGUGUUUGCGGGGGGACGCCGCCGCCGUCGCCUUGCCCUAUGACCUGAAUACUUACUUCGAUGAUUCUGCAUACAAUUUAUCGGCGGACCUUGUGGAGGCAUACAAGGUGAUCCCACUCGUUCACCUCGUGAUGACCACGGCAUUCCCCUGGGAUGCAGAACGAGACUACAGCGUUCCAACGCUAGAGACGGCUCGACUUAGGCCUCUCAUGGAUACUGAUUACGUCACAUCGCAAUCUGCGGGAAGAUACAUGAGCCACCUUAUACAUGACAUCUGGAACGGCGUCACUCCGAACUAUAAGAUCAGCAGGCUCGAGGCGACCGAACUGGCGGAUGCGGAAGCUGCCAUCGCUCAGCAGCUCCAGCAUCUCACCUCGGUUCUAGUGGCCAACCUCAACCUGUGA
Molecule: messenger RNA, 1185 nt
Organism: Dermacentor silvarum
Lineage: Eukaryota; Metazoa; Arthropoda; Arachnida; Ixodida; Ixodidae
Exons: 10
Coding region: 1-1185 (394 amino acids)
Biological process (GO): proteolysis
Molecular function (GO): metalloendopeptidase activity
Source: RefSeq, a predicted model, not a curated record